Molecule: messenger RNA, 4147 nt
Organism: Eublepharis macularius
Lineage: Eukaryota; Metazoa; Chordata; Lepidosauria; Squamata; Eublepharidae
Gene: KLC2
Product: kinesin light chain 2
Exons: 16
Coding region: 95-1984 (629 amino acids)
Biological process (GO): microtubule-based movement
Cellular component (GO): cytoplasm; membrane-bounded organelle; kinesin complex
Molecular function (GO): kinesin binding
Source: RefSeq, a predicted model, not a curated record
GCUGAGGAGAGACCAGAAGCCCUGGCGGGUGGCGGCGGCGGCGGGAGGAGCCCCUGAGAGGAGCCGCGGCAGGGCUGCGCGCGCAGGGCUAGGGAUGGCCACCAUGUUGUAUCUACGUGAGGAGAAGCUGGAGAAGAUGAGCCAGGACGAGAUCGUGCUGGGCACCAAGGCAGUGGUGCAGGGCCUGGAGACCUUGCGCACCGAGCACCACUCCUUGCUAGCCGCCCUGCUGGACACCGUCAACUGCCUGGAGCAACAGCACGAAACCAGCGCCACCCAGGAGAAGGCGGGCCUCUUGCGCAAGUCCUUGGAUGCCAUCGAGUUGGGGCUCGGGGAAGCCCAGGUGAUCAUAGCCCUCUCAAGCCACUUGAGUGCCGUGGAGUCAGAAAAGCAGAAACUGCGGGCCCAGGUGCGACGCCUGGUGCAGGAGAACCAGUGGCUCCGGGACGAGCUGGCCAGCACCCAGCAGAAGCUGCAGCGCAGCGAGCAGGCUGUGGCCCAGUUGGAGGAGGAGAAGAAGCACCUGGAGUUCAUGAACCAGAUCAAGAAGUUCGAUGAGGACGUCUCGCCCUCGGAGGAAAAGAACGGGGAGACAGCCAAGGACUCGCUGGACGAUCUGUUCCCUAAUGAUGAUGACCAGGGACAAGGGCAGAGCCACGGUGGUGGAGAUGCAGCAGCCCAGCACGGUGGUUAUGAGAUCCCAGCACGCUUGCGAACGUUGCACAACCUGGUGAUCCAGUACGCCUCCCAAGGGCGCUAUGAGGUGGCCGUACCACUCUGCAAACAGGCUCUGGAGGACCUUGAAAAAACCUCAGGCCAUGAUCACCCUGACGUGGCUACUAUGCUGAAUAUCCUCGCACUGGUGUACAGGGACCAGAAUAAAUACAAGGAAGCAGCGCACCUUCUCAACGAUGCUCUGGCGAUCCGGGAAAAGACCCUAGGGAAGGACCAUCCUGCAGUGGCCGCCACGCUCAACAACCUGGCUGUGCUGUACGGGAAGCGAGGCAAAUACAAAGAAGCAGAGCCUCUAUGUAAGAGAGCGCUGGAGAUCCGUGAGAAGGUGCUCGGGAAGUAUCACCCGGAUGUCGCCAAGCAGCUGAACAACUUGGCGCUCUUGUGCCAGAACCAGGGCAAGUACGAAGAGGUCCAGUACUAUUACCGGCGCGCCCUGGAGAUUUACGAAUCCCGCCUUGGGCCUGACGAUCCCAAUGUGGCCAAGACGAAGAAUAACCUGGCCUCCUGCUACCUCAAACAAGGCAAAUACAAGGACGCUGAGGCUCUCUACAAGGAGAUCCUGACCCGAGCGCAUGAGAGGGAAUUUGGAUCAGUCAACGGAGAAAACAAGCCAAUUUGGAUGCAUGCCGAAGAGCGAGAGGAGAGCAAGGAUAAACGCAAGGAGAGGGACAGCGCCCCCUAUGGGGAGUAUGGCAGCUGGUACAAAGCGUGCAAAGUAGACAGCCCCACGGUCAACACAACUCUGAAAAGCUUGGGGGCUCUCUACCGACGCCAGGGCAAGCUGGAGGCUGCAGAGACACUGGAGGAGUGUGCCCUGAAAACCCGCAAGCAGGGCAUGGAUGCUAUCAACCAGAGCAAAGUGGUGGAGCUGCUGAAGGACGGGAACCGCUUGGAACAUCGGUCAACCCGCGAGGGGGCAUCUGGGGCCAACAAGUGUGAAAAUGGGGCUGAGUCAGAAGAUGGGGCGGCGGAGUGGUCUGGGGCAGGCUCCGGGACUCUGCGGCGCAGCGGCUCGUUCGGGAAACUGCGUGACGCCCUGCGGCGGAGCAGCGAGAUGCUGGUAAAGAAGUUGCAAGGGAGCAGCCCUCAGGAGCCUCGAAACCCAGGGAUGAAGCGAGCCAGUUCUCUGAACUUCCUUAACAAGAGUGUUGAAGAAGAGUCAAGUCAGGGGUCCAGUAGUCUGUCAGAGAGCCGGGGGCUCAGCGCCAGCAACGUAGACCUUUCUCGACGUAGCUCCCUGCUGGCGUGAGGAGUGGCCUGGCCCGCUCCCACUGGGCCUGGGUUGGAGUGUGAAGACAGGACACCUCGGACCCUUAGGCCUUCUGUUCACUGCUGCUCCAGUAUUGUGAUCACCUGUCCCCGAGUGGCACCAGGAGAGCUCUCUCACCCUCUUGCGCAGGGCUGCGCCAUUGCGACUUGCCCUGUGUGGAGCCGGUACCCCUUCAAGCACGCUCGUGCACCCAUCGCCGAUGUCUUCCUCUCCAGCGCCGGCAUGUAGCUGCUGUUGCUCUCAGUUUGUUGCCUCUCGCUCCUGGAAGAGACUUUCACUGCAGGCUCUUAACUCGACCCACCUCCCUCUUUUCCUGAAUCCCUUUGCGGCUUCCUGUAAGGGAUCGGUUGCUCAUAUCCACUGUCGAGGAACUCUGUCCUGCACCAUUUGUACACGUAUGCACUAUGUAUGUUUUCAAACUGGAUGGAGCUUUUCCUUCUGAGGAAUGCUGGGAAUUGUAGUUCUUAGGGGAGUAUGGAGGCAGGAGAAAGGUCUUCGUUGUGUUAUAUCACCAAAUUGUCAGCAUCUUAGAAGACAAGGAGCUAAAGACAGAGUUUGGGCUUCCCAAACUUAAGACUUAAAAUGUUCUGAUAAUCAUAGUAACCUGUUUGGGCCACCAAACAGAAGAAAAGGACAGAGGGCCCUGCCUAUCCCAUUUAACCCACAGCUCUAUCUACACUGGCUUGCUUUGUUAUUGAAUGGAAGUAGACCACUUCGGUGAAGGCCCUCUGCCAAGGAGGAAGAACUACAAUUCCCAGGGCUCCUUGAGGUGAGCCUUGAGCCCCUGACUCUCAUCUCAUCCAUGUCUCUUGCUUAGCAUUUGUGUUUUGGUCUCAGGGAGACGCCGUUCCAUUUCCAAGCUUAGAUCCCUGUCUCGCACAUUCCUCCAUCAUUGUGAUCUCAUUUGUGGGUUCGGGUAUGGAGUGGUCUCUCCAUCCACUUUACCUCCUGUGCCCAUUUGAAGAUGGGCAGUGUUAUUUGUUCAUAAAACUGUGGUCUCCAAACCCCUCCAUCUCCCAAUUUUUGGGGGGAGGGGGUGGGAUUGUCUCCCUGCAGGAGACUGCUGAUGAAGGGUAUCCUCUUGGCAGUGAGUACCACCUCCUCUCAUCUUGCUGGAGCUGGUGUUACAGUUCUGGCUAUCUUCCUACUAGACUGCAUCGAGCAUAGCGGGGCAGAAGUGAAGGUGACACAGGCUACGGUGGGUCUGGGCGGCUCUUUGAGGAUCACUCUACAUUGGAACCAUUGCCUCUCAACCAGGCGCUCAGUGACCAGGGUGGGGCAGGGAAGAGUGGCUCUGCAGAGGCCCUCCAGGCUUAAAGUAGGGGAUGGAGUGGAUAGGGAAAGGGGGGAGGGUCUUCUAGGCUGGGGAUCUGGUCCUAAUUACGCAAGUGAGCACUGAAACAGAUUCACUAACCCCCCCCUCCCCUUGGGUGUCCGCACGUGCACGCACGGUUCUGUUAAAUCACUUUGGAAGUCUAAACACUCAAUGAUGCUGCAUUUAUUUCCUCGUGAAUUUUGGUUCUUUGGUGAACUCACAGCCAGAGAGGAAACGACCCCGGCUCGCGUGGUCGGUCAUGUGCACAUAUCCUUCGUUCCACCCCUGCACAGAGCGUUUUCCUCCUUUUUUUUUUUUAAAGGAUAUUGAUUCGCCUCUGGAUUUAGUACUAUGCAGGGCUCCCACACCUCUUGCACACUCAGGUUGGGAGAAUUUUAGCAGUGAUGGCUUCUUCCUUUACUGGUUUCCAUCGGAAGGAAAAGCUGCCUCCUGCUGCCGCGUCCCCUUGUCUGUGUGGUUUUGGAACGUGCAGGGUGGGAGUUCUGUUGCUUCAUCGGCUCUGGUGCCUUUCCAUCUUUCCAUCGUUGUUUGUAGCUCACUAUUUAAGAAAUGCAAGGUACGGAAGAAGAAACACAAAGCCCUCCUUAUUACUGCGGGUGGGGUGGGGUGGGGGGAAUGCCUUCAAAGAGGCCUUAGGCUUUGUCUGUGUGCAAGGAAAGGCCUUUGCAAUAGGCAGAGCCCAGGGCAACUGAGCCUGCGCUGAGUUUGGGUGGAGGGCUUGGUAGCUGCUGUGGGGGGGGGGGAAGAUGGGAGGGAAUAGGAUGGGGCACCUUUUGCUCUGUAUUUAAUUAUAUUGCUGUAGAAAU